Periconia digitata is the source of this 909-nucleotide messenger RNA. The record is from the annotation of a GenBank genome assembly. NCBI's taxonomy places the organism in Eukaryota, Fungi, Ascomycota, Dothideomycetes, Pleosporales, Periconiaceae.
GUGAUCAACGUUACACUCUCACUCUUGAUACCUCACAAAUUCCUUCUUCCAUCACAUCCGCUUGCAAUGGCCACGCCAGCGGCGACCAAACGCCUCACUCGCGAAUAUGCUACCAUCUCCAAAUCCCCUCCACCCUACAUCGUCGCCCACCCUUCCGAAAAGAACAUCCUCGAGUGGCACUACAUCUUGACCGGUCCGCCCGAAACUCCUUACGAAGGCGGUCAAUACUGGGGCACCCUCAUGUUUCCCCCCGACUACCCCUUCGCCCCGCCGGCUAUCCGCAUGCACACGCCGUCAGGACGCUUCCAGUCCUCUGUCCGUCUCUGCCUCAGCAUCAGCGAUUUUCACCCAAAAAGUUUCAAUCCAGCAUGGGAAGUCAGCACAAUUUUGACUGGCCUGUUGAGCUUCAUGACCAGCGAGGAGAUGACUACAGGGAGUGUGCGCGCGAGCGAUGCUGAACGCAAGCUUUUCGCGCAACGGACGCGGUGGUGGAACAGCACUGGCGGAGGCUCACAACAGGUCUUGGGUCAAACACACCUAGGGUCAAACGCCCGUGGCGUGGGUGCUAUCAAAGCGGGUGACGGUGGUGCCAAGUUCCGCGCUGAGUGGCCAGAGCUUGACGAGGAGAACAUGAAGUAUAUCAAGGAGAAACGCAUCGAUCUACGCACAGGAAUGCCUAUCUCCAGGGAACCGGAGAAGCCGCACUGCUCGCCCGAUAUGGCCGGGCUAAGAAAGCGGCCGAACGGCAGUGCAACGGUGGUGGGAGUCGCCAUGCAGGGCAAACAGAUGACAGAAGAUGCAGCGGGGCAGACUUGGUUCGGAAGGAACAAGUGGAGGCUGAUAAUUGGAGGUAUUCUAGCUUAUAUCCUUGUUGCGAGGAUUGUUGGGGAUGGCACAACUUCCACGUAG